AUGAUUUUUUUUUGGUCUCGAGGGUGGCAAAGUAAAUUAGUACUAAUGAAGCCUUUAGCAUCAUUUCGUGGGAAUACCCAAACAAUGUUGUACACCCCUGUUCAGGAUAAGUAUUCCAUCUUGAUGGAGGAUGACAAACUUCGGGUUGGUGCUAGCAGUAUGCAGGGAUGGCGAAGCACCAUGGAAGAUGCCCACACUAUUCAUCUUUCUUUACCAGGGUUGCCAUCUCACAUGGCUUCUGAAGACGGUGCGAUAGCGGCAGUAUUUGAUGGACACUGCGGGAGUAAAACUUCUCAAACUUCUGCUAUACGUAUCCUGGAAUGGAUUACAUCCAUGGAAGCAUUUGGUGAGGGAAAUAUGGAAAAAGCUAUUCAUGAUGGAUUUAUCGCUGGUGAUUUGGCGAUGCAGAGGAGUUCGCCAAAUGAAAUGAGCGGAUGUACAGGUAACUGUGUGUUAAUAGUUGAGAACCAUCUUUACUGCGGUAAUGUUGGUGAUUCCCGUGCAGUUUUAUGUCGAGAUGGAACUGCUAUUCCGCUGAGUGAAGAUCAUAAGCCGAAUUUACCGAGAGAAAGGGAGCGCGUCUUGAGGGCAGGGGGAUAUAUUCACAAUGGUCGUGUCAAUGGCGUUUUGUCCCUAAGUCGUGCCUUUGGUGACUUUGCUUUUAAAGACAGUGAUUUACCUCCUGAGGCACAGGCGGUGACAGCGAUUCCAGAUGUGGUUCAUCUGGAGCUGACCCCACAAGAUGAGUUUGUCAUCAUUGCGUGCGAUGGUGUGUGGGAUAUGUUGACGAAUGAGAAAGCUGUUGAGAUUGUUCGGAGUGAAGUGGCAGAUCACAGUGACCUUUCAUUAGCAUGUGAGCGGCUUAUGGAUGCUUGUUUGUCGAAGGUAUCGACAGGCGCUGGAACCGAUAACAUGACCGUUAUCAUCCUGCAGUUUAAAAGUUUUUUUUUGAAGAAGGUAGAAAGUAGGUUUGGUGCGAUUUCUUGUAAUACGGCAGAGUGA
This is a messenger RNA of Trypanosoma cruzi, 1002 nucleotides long. Its product is annotated as protein phosphatase 2C, putative. The transcript has a single exon. The record is from RefSeq and is a predicted model, not a curated record. Gene Ontology annotation, biological process: protein dephosphorylation. Bases 1 to 1002 code for a protein of 333 amino acids. Lineage: Eukaryota; Euglenozoa; Kinetoplastea; Trypanosomatida; Trypanosomatidae. Gene Ontology annotation, molecular function: protein serine/threonine phosphatase activity.